This is a messenger RNA of Vollenhovia emeryi, 2356 nucleotides long. RefSeq names its product sialin-like. Gene Ontology annotation, biological process: transmembrane transport; monoatomic anion transport. Gene Ontology annotation, molecular function: transmembrane transporter activity. Bases 1008 to 2246 code for a protein of 412 amino acids. The transcript has 7 exons. The record is from RefSeq and is a predicted model, not a curated record. NCBI's taxonomy places the organism in Eukaryota, Metazoa, Arthropoda, Insecta, Hymenoptera, Formicidae.
CGAUGAAAUGCAGUUAUUGGUGAAACUUGAUCGAAAAACCGAUCGUAUUUUUCAUUGGACAUAUCCUCCACAUAGCACGUAAUAUUCCCAAUGUAAUAUUACAAUAAAACAUAUCGGAAACAUUACUGUAAUACAUAUAUCACCAUAAUAUUACUGUAAUAUUGCAAGGAAUUAGAUUAUGGUAAAUCCGGGUAUAAUGGCCCUACGGAAAAUAUGGUCACAGGCUGUAUAAUCUCUCCAAUGAUUGUUUAAUAGUACGUUUUUGUAGUCAUUCUCAAAGAUAAUUUAUAUCGUCAUAUAUUACAAAUUACCCUUACAAUAUUUUAUUUAUGCUUCAAUGCGAUAUACAUUGGAAAGUGCCAAACAGCAGCGUGACAUUAAAUGACGUCUUCAUGGCACCUUAAUGACGUAACAAAACGUAAUGAGUUGUCUUUAUCGCAAAUAAUUGCGAUAAAGACAAUUGUCUUCCACCAGUCUUACACAAAAACAAACCUCUGACCACAUUAUUUAUCGCUCAUCUAUUUUUUAAAUAAGGUUUCGCUGCCGAAACGAGGCAGCAGGACAUUCUGCAACACCGUAGGAUUGCACAACGCAUUUUAUAUUUUAACUUUGGUGGCUGCAACAAAUAUCGAUAUUUCGUGGCCUUAAUGGGGUCAUGCGGUCUCUCUUUACUCUUUUUCACUAAAAUCAAUUCCGUUAUUACCUUAAAGACGGUGGACCACACAUGUGCUAAUGAUCAAGUGUCAACAGAAAUAAUGUGGAAGCCAUUCUACAAAUACGAUUUAAAUGGUAACGCGACCAUUUAUAAGUUGGAUGCUUCAACCACAAACAUGGAAUGCGAGGUACAAACAUGGAGUACGAUAUCUUGCGCGAGAGAAAGAAAAAUUCACGCGCAUGCAAUUCUCAUAUUGACUCCACCAAACAUACCUUAGAGUUUUAACUUAGAAAAGAAGAGCCCAGUAAAUUGUAUUACUGCAUCUUUACAGAAACGUCUGUUCGCCGCCAUAAUGAAGCUUUUUCUUAUACUUCCUCAGAAUUUAAUUGCACAUCCUUAUUUCUGGGGCUACAUGACAUCAAUAAUACCGGGGGGUAGAUUGGCGGAACUGAAGUCACCUAAGAUUUUGAUGGAGAUAUCGAUCAUAGUGAAUGUCGGUGCAUUGGCACUGUCGCCCAUCGCUGCGCAUAUUCAUACCUGGCUCCUCGUAGCCGUUCGAUUACUUCAGGGGAUCGCUGAUAGUGUAGCGUUGCCCGCUAUGCACAUGAUAAUUUCAAAGUGGGCGCCGCCGAAUGAGAGACACGUCAUCGCUUCGAUCGUGUACGCAGGAGCGGGAUUCAUCAUAGCGACUUCCGUGAUGCUAACUGAGUUGAUCUAUGUCUGGCUGGGCACGCCGGACGACUCUCCGGCCGCAUCGCACUACUUGUUCUGUUUUCAAGCUACGCUUUGCUUUAUUUGGUCUAUUCUUUGGUACAAGUGGAUAACGGAUUCCCCGACCGAACAGACAAAAUAUAUCUCUGAGGAGGAAAGGGAGUAUAUCGUCACAUCUUUGAAAGAACACAUGGGAAAUUUUUUUAAGAGGGUUCCAUGGUGGCAGAUAUUUUGUUCUAGCCCGUUCAUGGCAAUCGUGAUCGCUCAUAUUUGCAGUUACUUCAGCUAUAUUAUGGUACACAACACACUGCAUAGCCUUCUGCCUUGUAUUUCUAAGCAUAACACGAUCUCGGCUACAGAGUUACUAAUAUUUAGUAUCCCGUGUAUUGGCACGUGGGUCUUCGCCAUAAUUCUUAGCAGAGUAUUAGCCACAUGGCAGGAGAAAGAUGUGAUCACAGUAACAAGAUCUAGAAAAAUCAGCAUUCUCUUUGCAUCGCUCGUCCCCACGUUGGGUUUACUACUGUUGACCAUCAGAACUGGGAAUAGAUCCGAUUACACGGGAAAAUUCAUGCUUAUGACAAUCAUGAUGAUUUGCAUGGGCGGAAUAUUUUCCGGUUGCUACGCAAACCACAUAGACAUCGCGCCGAAACUUGCGGGUAGUCUGCUAGCGAUCACAAAUUUCGUCGCCUUAGGUGUUGUGGUGAUAUUAUUCCAACUUUUGGCUUUCGUAGCGAGGUCGACACGUAACAAGGUAAAGAGAUUUCCAAAGUCGCAAUUUCGAAGGAGGACACGUGAACCAAAUUAUUUCCAAGUCACAAAUACUCAUUUAUUACGUCAUCUUUUCUUUACUUUGCUGAUAACGCUGAUUAAAUCGGUGUAGGAAAUCUUGAUUUCCUUUUAUUAUUUAUAGCAAGACACACACACAAUUGAAUGGAGGAUGGGAUGUCUCGUAAUGAUAAUUCUAUAUGUAAUCGAGAUUGUCGUUUACAC